Parascedosporium putredinis is the source of this 2769-nucleotide messenger RNA. The record is from the annotation of a GenBank genome assembly. NCBI's taxonomy places the organism in Eukaryota, Fungi, Ascomycota, Sordariomycetes, Microascales, Microascaceae.
AUGGCAGACGAAUUCUUCGACGACGACCUUGACGACGACGAUCUCCUUCUUGCAGUUGAUGAGGUGCUGGUAUCGCGAAGCUCGGCACCAUCUUCUUCCACAUCCGGGGCCGUAGUACCGCCGGCCUACCAGAACAAUUCGGGCUUUCAGUCAGUAGCAACGAUACCUCCUGGGGCGACAGGCGCUCGACCGCCCGGCCCACCACCGAACCAGCCGCCGAGAACGUUACAACGCCAAAUCUCCAUCCCGAGACAGCAAACCGCGUCGCAGUCGCGCCAGGGCCAGCUCCUCCGCCAGGCAACGCUCUUUGGCGAUACAGUGCAGGAGGCGCCCACGCAUCACGAGCUUGACGACGAGGCGCUCAAAACGUGGGUGUAUCCGAUGAACCUAGGCGCCAUCCGCGACUAUCAAUACAGCAUUGUUAAGAACAGCCUUUUCAACAAUACUCUCGUCGCGUUGCCCACAGGUCUGGGAAAGACUUUUAUUGCUGCCACUGCCAUGCUCAACUUCUACCGCUGGACGAAGAAGGCUCAAAUCGUCUUCGUCGCGCCUACAAAGCCGCUCGUGUCACAACAGACACUCCAAAACGACUUGUCCGCCGGCUACGCAGACCCUAAAAACAUCGUGCUCCUGGUUGUAGAUGAGGCACACCGCGCGGUAGGAGAGUACGCAUACGCCAAGGUGAUCAAAUUCAUACGGCGCUUCUCAAACAGCGUCCGAGUACUGGCCCUGACCGCCACCCCUGGUUCUAAAAUCGAGACGGUGCAGGAGGUGAUUGACAACCUCGGCAUAUCCCAUGUCGAAAUCCGCACCGAAGAAUCCCUCGACAUCCGCCAAUAUGUCCAUCGCCGAGACAUCGAAGAGGAAGUCCUCGAUCCGUCAGACGAGAUCAACCAGGUAAAAGAGCUCUUUAGCCUGACGCUCAAGCCUCUUGUUGAAAGGCUCUCGCAGCAAAAUAUCUACUGGGGUCGAGACCCCAUGGCACUGUCGACGUUUGGCCUGCUCAAAACCCAAAAGGACUGGUUCGCUGGCCCAGGUCGGCGCGCGAACCAGGGGCUUCAGAGCAUGAUGCGGGCCAUCUUCGGUGUGCUCACGAGUCUCGCCCACUCCAUCAAGCUCCUCAAUUUCCACGGCAUCAAACCGUUUUACGACAACAUGGCCACGUUCCGGAGCGAAGUCGAAGCUAAGGGCAAGGGCGGCUCCAAGUAUCGAAACGGCAUUGUAAAGGACAAGAAUUUUGUGGAAAUGAUGGACAAGAUUGAAUCGUGGCUGUGCAUGCCUGAUUUUGUUGGCCACCCGAAACUCUCAAUUCUCACGGAUAGGAUCCUGAACCACUUCAUGGACCAGUCUACGCAGGCUGCGACGAGCAAGGUGAUUGUUUUCAGCGAGUACCGCGACAGCGCCGAUGAGAUUGUCCGAAUCCUCAACUUCCACCGGCCCAUGAUCCGAGCCAACAUUUUCGUUGGCCAGGCCGACUCGAAACGAUCUGAGGGAAUGAAACAGGCCCAGCAGAUCCAAACCAUCGAAGACUUCCGAGCCGGCAAGUUCAACGUGCUGGUAGCGACAUCUAUCGGCGAAGAAGGCCUGGAUAUUGGCCAAGUUGACCUCAUCGUCUGCUACGAUGCAUCAGCGUCGCCAAUCCGAAUGCUGCAGCGCAUGGGUCGAACCGGCCGAAAGCGAGCGGGAAGGAUCAUCCUCUUGCUCAUGCGAGGCAAAGAAGAGGACAAUUACGCCAAAUCUAAGGAUUCGUACUCGGCGAUGCAAAAGCUCAUCUGCGAGGGAGCCGCUUUAACUUCCCGCACCAUCGAGAUACCAGUGGAAAACACGCAAGUGCAGGGCCUCCCCGAGCCCAAGAAGACGCGGGCACCGAAGAAGAAGAAACCACCCAAGAAAUUUCACAUGCCAGACGGUGUCAUCACAGGAUUUACGCCCGAGCCCCUCGAGACGGACUUUGUGGUCGACGUGCCGCCGCUAGACAAGGUGGCACUCACAAAGGCGCAGCAGAGUCAGUUUCGAAGAGUGUACCAGCUGGUGCAUGGCCACCAGGAGGAGAAUGUGUUUGUAGACAUGAGCAGGCACCCUGAGCUGCAGAGGACAUUACGGCCGACCGUCGGGGUGCGCCACGGGCACUACACAAAGAGAGUAGUGAAUUUACUCGGUCGUAUCUCCAAGGAAACGCAGUCGGAAUACCCGCCGCUCGAUCCUCCCCGCUACAGGCACCUGCCCAUGCCGAGGCUCGUCGACUCCUCAGGGAGAUGGCCCAACCGGACACCGCGGAAGCGCGACCCGGCUCUCGCACUUUGCGUCCUCGGACAUCGAGGAGCCCCCACACCUGACGAACCGGGCCGCUUGAAGAGAAAGAAGCAGAAGCCCGCGCAGGCGUAUGCCCGAAACCUAGACGCCGAAGGCGACACCUGUGAUUCGGAAGAGGAGAUUCGCGGCGACGACGGCGACGACGGGGCCGAUUUGCUGGGGUUCAUCGUGUCCGACUCGGACCUGGAGCUUGAAAUAUCACCUGCACGCAAUAAACCAGUAAAGAGCAUGAAGAUGAAGAAGCCUCUGAAGGGUCCGAAGGAGGAGAGGAAGAAGGCGACGGCAAAACCGAAACCAAAACCCAAGACAUCCAACACGCAUGCUCGAGCUACCUCCAUCCUCGAUGACGAUGAUCUAUUUGGAAGCGACGACAUGCCCUCCUUAGCCAGCUUGUCAACAAUAGCACGGUCACCACCGCCGCAGCCCUCCAGCCGAAUCGCGCAGCGGCGUCGGUAG